UAAUUCUGUGUUUUGUGUACUGUUCCAUCAUUAUUAGUUACGUAAGGGUGUGUCUCAUUUCUAGCAUAUUUGCAUAUUAGUUUAAUUUUCCAAAAACUUUUGUUUGUAAAAAACUUCUGCUCAAUAUUAUGCUAGUCAGUUAAUAGAGGAAACUUUACCUUGAAUCCUGAGACUUUCAAUGUAAAGUACCUUGGAUGUUUUGCGUAAUAUUAUGUAACCGCUGUGAACAACACAAGGCAUGCGCCAGCAAGGUCUCAUUGGCUGCUGCAACACAGCAGCGAUUAGACCGUGCGAAGAACAACACUGGGCCUACGCUAAUCAACUGAGAAGCUAUAAGAAGUUAAACAGUGACUACUUUCGUGUGAUUUUGGUGCUGUAUAUAUUUUAUUUCCCUCAGGAUGGGUAUUUUAGCCGCAAUCAAGUAUAGAGAGAAGAGAAACAGAAUGGCCGGUACAGAAGAAACGAAUGACAACAAUAUCCUUCCCGUUACAGACGAUACUGGUGAUAUGAAACAGGUGUGUUCUGAGCUGCCCGAGUCCACGAUAAAUGGCUCAACAAACAUUACAAAAGAAAACUCUGAUAUAAAUCAUAGGAGUGAUAAUGAUAUUCAGGAUAAUCCAUCCGAAAACGAUGAAAAUGUUUAUUCAGGUGAUUUGAAAAUUGACGAGGCAGUGAGUGAUUAUGAAAACGAUGGACCAGUGGACUACUCCCAAAAAGGUUUGAAAACUGCUUCCAAAUCUGAGAAAGAUUUUUUUAAAAACAUUCCCGACAAAUCAAUGACUUUGUUUGGUCCAUAUAUCAGUGGGAUAAAAGUUCCAUUCUCUGGAGGUAUUCUCUAUCAGGGAGUUGAAUCUUCUCAGUUUGUUUCACCGUUACUGCAUAAGACAUCAUUACCGGCAGACGUUAAGCCAAUGCGCCCUUUCAAAGCAUACAAUGCUGCACGUGAUCUCCUCUCCGGUCUGCCAUCCCUCGCUGGAUAUGCGAUCCCAGUGGGAGGCAAAAUAUGUGGUUCUCCGAUACCAAUCCGAAUAAACAACACAAAUAAUACAUCAGUGUCCCAAGGCCCGACUAAUGGAACAUCUGUUAGUUCUGUGAGCACGCAUCUCAUGACCUUAGCAACGGAAGCAGACAAACUUCGCCAGCAGAAUUGUGACGGCGGUAAAGAGAAAGAUAAAACAGAGAACAGUGUGAGUGAGGAUGGGAUGACCAGCGAUGGAAAUGAUUCCUAUAAGGAAGACAUUAAUGAAUUCUACCCACAGGGGCUGCCGGAAACACAGAAAAAGAAAGGAAAGAAAAGGAAGUGUUCGCUAGCGGACCAAAUGAAGGAUGAAACGUAUUGGGAAAGGCGGCGGAAGAAUAAUGAAGCUGCCAAACGUUCCAGGGAUGCGCGCAGAGCCAAAGAGGACCAAAUCGCAAUUAGGGCAGCUUUACUUGAACAAGAGAACAUGAGGUUGAGGAUAGAGUUAGCAGCUUUGAAAGAAGAGAUGAUCAAACUGAGAGGUAGUGUUUAUGGCAAGAAUGAUGUCUCUGGUAAACCCUCGUAGUAACAAGUAAAAAUAAGUUUAUGUCUGUGGUUAUGUAAUCAAAAUUUUGAUGACGAAAUCAAUGUUUGUGAUGAUGCAAGUGUUGGCUGCGAUGAAAAAAUGAAGAUAUGUGAUCAUAUGUUGUUGGUGAUGGUAGAGAUGUUAAUUGUUGCCAAAAAUGUUUGUGAGGCAAUGCAAUAAUUGCAGAGAAAUUGCAAUUGAUGCAUUACCAGUAUACAGUAUUUUGGUGAUGAUGUUUUUGAUGAUGAUGCAAGAGAUGUAAAUGUGAUGAUGUCAUUGUUGUGUGUGUGAUGAUGAUAAAAGAUGAUGAUAAAUCAGAAAUAUCUGAUGGGUGAUAUUUGUGUAAAUAUAAUUAAUACUUUUUGAAAUACUGUAAUGAUGGACAUUCAUAGAUUUCAAGAUUGAUAAAUUGCACAACUUUAUUUUGAAAAUCGAAAAUUAAUAUUUUCAUAAUCAUUUGCCUCUUCAAAAAACACUUGUAUAUAUACUGUAUCUGCCGAUCCAUAAACCAAAUCAAAGUGUAUAUUUUGCCGGCUAUAAUUCGAGCGUGCGUAUCCUUAAUAUUAGGGUUGGACUGCGCCCUCACUAAUAAUCACGAAAGUCUUGCUUAAUGGACCUUUCUGAUGUUCUGAUUGGUCAGUUGUGAAGUUCGAAUCUCCGGAAAGCUCCAUUGAAUAGACGUUAUAUAGCGAAUAAAUAUACGCUGCCAAACCAAAAAGUUACUCUGGUGUCUGUGACUAUGAAUGAUCUUACACUGUACAGAUACAAGCUUAAAAUAGAGGAGUAAACCUUAAAGAUGCAUAUAUUUUAAUAUCUUUUCUCGAAAUAUCAAUAUCUUAUAAACAUUUUAAUUUUUUGUCAAAGAUUUUUUGAUAGGCCUAUACCAUCAUUUGUUAUGCUUUUUUUUUUUAAUUUUUAACAAUGUUUUAUUGCAAACUACAAAUUCAUAUGUAAUCCUUCCCUUAUCAACAAUGCCAAAGCGAGUAUUCAUUGUGGAUUUAAAGGAGAUUGAAGUAAUUUCCUUAAUUAAUGUUUGUAAUUAGUAAUUAAGUGACAUUUUAUAUCACGUUUACAAGUGUCUGAUUUCCUAAAUAAUGUAUUCCUUUCCUGUCCAUAUUGUACAUUUUUUAAUCUUUAAAUGCACUCUGUAAGAAUGUGUUUACUUUUUCUAGAUAUUAUGUCAUAUCGAUUUCAUAUUUAUUUUAUAUAUGAAUUAUCUUCGAUAUUCAUACUUUAGUAAACUAAGAACUAAGAUAGUUUAAGUGCCAAAAAUAAGAUCUUAAUUUUAUACUUAAGAAUUACAUAUGCGCAUGUUCGAAAUCGCUACGUAGACCGCAUUAUUGGGGUGCUUUGAUACAUGCGCGUACGUAGGUUGGUCACGUACGCGUGAUAGAGAUAUAAUUAUCUCUAUGGUGGGCCAUAUCCUUUAUUACCAAAUACUGGUAUAUUAUUUAAUGUUUUUUUAUGUAAAUAUCAAUUUCAGUGUCUGCUUUUUAUGAUGUUUUUAUAUAUUAUAACUUGUAAUUAAAUUACAUUGAAAGAAUUAAACCAAACAAACUUUUAAAGCGGACGAUAAACUUCGGAAAAUAAUAUUGGGAUUAUGGGAUGGGUUGGGAAUAGGUGAGGGAAGUGCUAUAACAAUUAGUAAUUCAGUCACAUUGUCCGUCUUCCGACAUCACGCGUUUCAUACCGUGUUAUCGGCGAUAUAAUUUGUGUUUAAAGACUGAAACAGGCAUUUAAUGCUGUUGCCAAAUGUUUUAUAUCGUAUAGGCCACCAAGCCCUUAAUUGUGUCAGCGUUUUUGUACGAUGCUUGCUGUGUCGGACAGUAACGCACUGACGGACGUAAUCGAAUCGUUCUGAUAACGUAGUUAAGGGUUCGGCGAGUAUACUAAGAAGCCAAAUUUGCCAUAGUCUUUUAGACUAAAAAUAUUAAUACAUUUAUUAAAACGGUAGACAAAUUAAUGUUGAUUAGUUGUAAUGGAGAUUUAUAAAGAUUAAAAACAACUCUCAUGAAGACAAUUAAACGAUCAUUUUAGAAUUCCUUA
This is a messenger RNA of Anneissia japonica, 3590 nucleotides long. RefSeq lists its product as uncharacterized. Gene Ontology annotation, biological process: regulation of transcription by RNA polymerase II. Gene Ontology annotation, molecular function: RNA polymerase II cis-regulatory region sequence-specific DNA binding; DNA-binding transcription factor activity, RNA polymerase II-specific. Lineage: Eukaryota; Metazoa; Echinodermata; Crinoidea; Comatulida; Comatulidae. The coding region runs from base 399 to 1544 and encodes 381 amino acids. Gene Ontology annotation, cellular component: nucleus. The transcript has 2 exons. The record is from RefSeq and is a predicted model, not a curated record.